GUGAACAUAUGAAUAAUUAGAAGGAAUUAAAAAAAAAGUAAAUAGGAGAAUACAUUUUCGAAUUGUCACAAGAAAUAGGUUCUGGAUACUCAUCCAAAGUCUAUAAAGGGCAACAUAUGAAAACUAACAAAGAUGUUGCGAUAAAAGUAAUAAGUUCUCAAACAUAUAUUACACCUAUCUAAAAAUCUCUCUUAAAAAAUGAAAUUGCCAUUUUGCUCAGAAUUGAUCACCCUCAUUUACUGCGGGUUUAUGAAAUAAGUCAGAGCACAAACAACACUUAUAUUGUUAGUGAAUUGUGUAAUGAAGGUAGUUUGGAGUAAUAAAUGAAAAAAACAGAAUUAACAACUGAAAAAGUGUUAUCAAUUUUAUUACAGGUUUCUAGAGGCAUACUAGCCUUGCAUGAAAAAAGUAAAAAUUAUUUCAUUUUUAGAAAUCAUCCAUAGGGAUAUAAAGCCUGCUAAUAUCCUCAUUAAAGAUGGUAUAUAUAAAUUAGCUGAUUUUGGGUUCGCAUUAAUUGAAGAUUAAAUCGAAAGUAUAAUUAAAAGAUUUAAUGUUGGUACGCCUAUGUACAUGGCGCCAGAAAUUUCUUAAACCAAUCAAUAUUCUGAUUAUAGUGAUAUUUGGGCAUUAGGUAUCAUGUUCUAUGAAAUGCUAUUCAAAUGUAUUCCUCCAUACAGAUAAGACAUAAAAACAUUCCAUGAAGAUAUUUUGAAAAAAUGUCAGAAGUAGGAAUUCAAAUACUAAUCAAUCAUUAAAACAUUACUAUUUGGAAUGCUUUAAAUAAAUCCUUAAGACAGACUCAAUAUUAAUUAAAUUCUUAAAAUUUUAAAAUAAGACUAAAGUUAAGGUGAUACAGUUUCGCCAAGAGUUGAAUCUCCUUUGUAAAAACUAAAUUAUCAAUUCGUCUAAUCAAACCUUAAUUCUCCACUCUCAACUCCUAAACAACCAAAUUUAGAAAGUUAAAGAUAGAAAUACUAAAAACAAGUUCAAUCUCAUAAUAAGGCUGCAACAUUUGAUCAAAAGAAAUUCGAAUCUAUGAAAAUAUUUUCAAAAACUGAUUGUAAAGUUAAUUCCGUAUCAGAUUUUCCAACUCAGGAAGAUAUUCCAAAUAAUAUCUUAAAAAAUAAAAAUGAUAAUUAUGAAUAAAUUGGAUAGAUAUCAACUGAAUGUUCUUUUUCAACUUAAGGAGUAAGAUAAUAAAAAUAAAAGCCAUAACCUUAAUUAACAUAAUAAUUACCAGCAAUUAUCUUACCAACAUAUAAUUUUUGUUGGUUUUUGGAAAAUGUGAUCAAAAAUAUGAACACUUAAAAUGAAUAAAAAUAAAAAUGUAAUUUUCUAUUUAGAAAAUUGUUGGCUAUAAAAGCCAAAGCAUUCUAUUCUUUUGCUCCAAAAUAAUUUAAGGAUUAAUUGAAUGUAUGGAUUAAUUAGUUGAACUCUUAUUACGAAAAAGUUCAACAUAUAUUGAAUUUCACAAUGGAUAAUACAUUUUUAAUAUUUUUUAAUACUUCAAUGGAAGAUUAGGGAAAAUUACUAAGUAUGUAUUUAGUUAGUUUAAUGAACCAAAUAAUUUAAAAAGAAUAAAAUUCAGAUUUCGAAGUCCUUAUUGAUAUUUUAUAAGAAAAUGUCAAGCAUCAAAACGAUCCAUUCUUAUUUGCUAGAAAAUGGGCUCAUAAUCAAUAAAAAUGA
Molecule: messenger RNA, 1686 nt
Organism: Paramecium sonneborni
Lineage: Eukaryota; Ciliophora; Oligohymenophorea; Peniculida; Parameciidae
Source: the annotation of a GenBank genome assembly